AUUCGGUUUCGCACUUUGAACUUUUCAUCAUGCCUGAACCAGCAAAGACCGCACCCAAGAAGGGCUCCAAGAAAGCCGUCACCAAGACCGCCGGUAAAGGUGGAAAGAAGCGCAAGAGGACCAGGAAGGAGAGCUAUGCUAUCUACGUCUACAAGGUGUUGAAGCAGGUCCAUCCCGACACCGGGAUCUCCUCCAAGGCGAUGGGCAUCAUGAACUCGUUCGUCAACGACAUCUUCGAGCGCAUCGCCGGUGAGGCGUCUCGUCUCGCUCACUACAACAAGCGCUCCACCAUCACUUCCAGAGAGAUCCAGACCGCUGUGCGUCUGCUGCUGCCCGGAGAGCUGGCCAAACACGCCGUGUCUGAGGGCACAAAGGCCGUCACCAAGUACACCAGCUCCAAGUAAAAUUUGAAUUAACUUCAACCCCAAAGGCUCUUUUAAGAGCCACUCAUAUUUUCGAAAUAAGAGUUUCAAAUUUUCCCAAAUUUUUUAUUUUUUUUUUCCCCCUCCAUUAAGUUUUACUGUAUUCGGUUAGACGCUUAAAAGUUAAUGAUAAUUAGACCAUAUUUUAUUAACCACGUUUCUAUCUUUUUUGAGGUUCACUUAAUUUGAAUUUUUCAGUAGAAAAUACAAAUUUUGGGCAUACAGGUCUAGAAAACUUGAAGCACAGACAGUUGCAGGACAUUGACUUUGAAAUUCAUGGGAAUACUUUAUCAGAUUUUUUCCACAAGAGAAACUCCUGAAUGAACACUCAAAAUUGAAUAAACAACACUUUAUCUCACCCUCAUGUCAUCUAAACCGGUUUUCUGCUGUUGAUGGAUUCUUUGCAUGUUUUAAAUACCUAAAGCACAGACACUAUCUUUGAUGCUUUGGCACAUGGUUAACAUUUUAUGUGGUGAGAUUUAAUUACAGACAAAGUUAAUGAGCUUACAUUACACAAUGUGUAAAUACAAAAACAUGCAUGUAUAGUUUUGUUAAUUUAAUUGACUAUGUUGAAGAAAAGAAACUCAUAUUUGAAAUUUCAAGCCGAUAGAGAUAAUGCACGAUUAAAAAUUAAGAAGUUUGUGAAAAUGAUUUACAACAGUCAAGUUUCUGUGAGUUUAUUUAAAAAUAAUGUUACAAAACUUAAUCUUGUAUUCAUGACAAAUACGAAUGUAACGUUUCUUUUAUAUAUGCAUCUUAUAAAAUGUAACAACUCCAUUCUCAUAUUAAAAUAUUUUUAAAAUGCAUAC
Danio rerio (zebrafish) is the source of this 1231-nucleotide messenger RNA. RefSeq names its product anoctamin 9a (gene ano9a). Gene Ontology annotation, molecular function: protein dimerization activity; DNA binding; protein heterodimerization activity. The record is from RefSeq and is marked provisional. Gene Ontology annotation, cellular component: membrane; nucleosome; chromosome. NCBI's taxonomy places the organism in Eukaryota, Metazoa, Chordata, Actinopteri, Cypriniformes, Danionidae.